Caenorhabditis angaria is the source of this 2210-nucleotide messenger RNA. Lineage: Eukaryota; Metazoa; Nematoda; Chromadorea; Rhabditida; Rhabditidae. The record is from the annotation of a GenBank genome assembly.
AUGGUCAAAUCCAAAGCCACCUCAAAACGUGUCGAAAAAGUGAAGACGAAAAAAGGAAAACGAGUUUUGGAGGAUCGCGCGUCGAAAACUGUGGAAAAUGACAAAAAAGCGCUUUUUUGUCGCGGUGCAAAAACCAACGAGAUUUUGAAUAGUGCAAUGGCCGAUUUGUAUGAUUUGAAGAAACCGUUGACGGUGAAAAUGGACAAGUUUGUGGAUUUUUCGGGUGGAAAAUGGGGUUUUGGGGUAAAAAAUGAGGAAUUUCGACCCUUAAUUGAUAUUUUUGAGCUGAAAAUGUUCAGAAAUGAGUUUUUUGCCCAAAAAUUCAUGGGAAAACCUCAAAUUUUGGAUUUUCAGCUUCUAGUAGUAUUUUUUAGCUUGAAUUUGUCAAAAAUGAGGCAUUUCGUCCUCAAAUUGAUAUUUUUGAGCUGAAAAUGAUCAGAAAUGAUUAAUUUUCACCUGAACCCCAGGGUUUUACCCUAAAUUAAGGUAAUUCCCAUCCAAAUUCAUUUUUUAGCUGAAAAAUCAUGAAAUCAACAGUAUUGCUCAUGUUAAACUCAAAAUUUCCUGGAAAUUUCAAUUUUUCAAACUAAAACUUAACGAAAACUGGUAUUUUCAUGAAAAUCGACAGAAUUGCUCAUGUUAAACUCAAAAAAUCUCCAAUUUUUCUUUCCAGACACAAUCAAUAUCAUCUUUUCGAAGACGAAACUCCAGUUGUUCGAGCCGGCUCAAAAUUCGACUCAUCUCUCUUCGUUUUGGCCUCAAAUUCGAAAAAACGCCCGAAUUCAAUGACUUUUGGUCGAACCUAUGAUGCACAAUUAUUGGAUAUGGUUGAAAUGAAAAUUGUCGCCUAUCAAUCGUCUUCGAAUUUUGAGGUGAGGCUUUUUGGGAUCAAAUUUGGAGUGUUUUGAGAGUCUUGAAAAUUUCGAAAAUUCCCCCAAAUCCCAUUUUCCAGGCUCCAAAACAAACUCUUGCCUCAAAACCAUGUGUAAUUCUCGAAGGAGCCGCCUUCGAAUCGGAUCCAGAUAUGAAAAGAGUCGGAAAUUUGAUGAUUGAUUGGUUCCGCGGUCCAAAUGUUGAUCGAAUUCGACUUGAAGGCUUGGAAACUGUCAUUGUUUUUACAGCUGUUGAUGAAACACAUUUGGCGAUGAGAGUUUAUAGGUUGGUGCAUUUUUGGGGGAAUUUUUGAAGCGGAAUUCAAGAAAUUUGAAGGUUUUUGAGCUAUAAAACUUGAAAAAUCGAUAUUUUGAGCCAAAGACUCUUAAAUUUUAAUUUUUUGAUUUUUUGAACCACAAUUCAGGAAAUUUGAACGUUUUCGAGCUAGAAACCUUGAAAUUCCGGAUUUUAUCAAAAAAUAUCGAUCUUUGAGUGAAACUGAGCUGAAAUCCGUUAAAUUUGCAGUUUUUUGAGCUAGAAACCUUGAAAAAUGGAAUGAUUUUCGUCCCACAAGGCGAAAAACAGGAUUUUUCAGAUGGAUAGGGCUUCUGAAGCCCAAAAUUUAAGAAAUUUGAAGGUUUUUGCAUUAGAAACCUUGAAAUUCCAGAUUUUACCCAAAAAUAUCGAUUUUCCAGUGAAACUGAGCUGAAAUGCGUUAAUUUUCCAUUUUUUUUUUGAGCUAGAAACCUUGAAAAUUGGAUUUUUCGAUGAUUUUUGAACCAAGAGCUCAAAAUUUGUGAAAAUUCAAAUUUUCAAGCUGAAAAUGAUGAAAAUUUAAAUUUUUCGCAGACCACUUCUCAAAAAAUCGGCAACCGCAACUCCACGCGUCGAAUUGGCCGAAAUGGGACCAUCGUUGACUUUUGAAGUGUUGCGCAAAAAAUUGGCCGACGAAAUGCUGUUCAAAUUGGCGUGUAAGAAACCGAAGGCGUUGUUGGUGAGUUUUUUGAGCCGUGGAGUGAAAUUUGGAUCAUUUUGAGUGUAAAUUUGAUGAUUUUGAGCUGAAAUUGAUUUUUUUUCACGAGAAAAUCUCAUUUUUUGAGGCAAAAUUUAUGAAAAAUUGUUUUAAAACCCAAUUUUCCUCUCCAAAAUCCAUUUUUUUGCAGAAAAAACGAAGAAAGAAUUUGUCAGAAGACGUUUUCGGAAAUCAAUUGGCUCGAGUCCACGUUGGAAAACAAAGAACCGAUGAUAUUCAAGUUCGAAAAGUUAAAGCGCUCAAAAAAACACCGUUGGUUGAAGCUCCACCUGCUGAAAAUCCAAUUGAAAUUGACGAAGAUUAA